AUGCUUGCCCGGUCAUGGAAAGUUACCAGUGUUAUUCGAAGCCUCCAUCAGAAGAAAAAUCUGUUAGAACUAGGCAAGAGUCAGUCUGGGACGAUUGACACACUGGAGAUGGACUUGAAAGAUAUCAAGACACCCAACGACGCGAGCAGAAUCCUUGAGAGUGUUAAACCGACAUGCGUUGUGUUCGCAGCAGGAUCAUUUGGAGACGUCUACGCCAUAGACCGCGACGCAGCCCAGCAAAUAAUCAAAGCCUCCACCGAAGCUCCGUAUAUCACCAAGUUCCUGAUGAUAUCGUUUCCUGCGGCACGCAGAGCAGCAGCACCUUGGUGGGGAAAACGCGACAUACAAAACUGGCAGCAGGAAACAAAGUCAUAUCCCGAUAUCGCAGAGGCCAAAACCCAAGCGGAUGAGUAUCUCGUUGCAAUGACCAAAGAGCGGGAGGCUCGUGGUGGUCCGCCUUUUCAAGCAAUCAGCUUGCGGCCAAGUUGGCUCCUUACGGGGCCAGCUACGGGGAGGGUGAAACUAGGCAAGACUCCCUCAUUGGGCCAGGUGAAGAUUGCAGAUGUUGCGGCUGUAGGUGUGAGUUUGCUGGCGCGCAAUGAUACGAACGGUUGGUAUGAUUUAGUUGAAGGGUCUGACAGUGUGGACAAGGCGGUUGACAUUUAA
Molecule: messenger RNA, 666 nt
Organism: Penicillium arizonense
Lineage: Eukaryota; Fungi; Ascomycota; Eurotiomycetes; Eurotiales; Aspergillaceae
Exons: 3
Coding region: 1-666 (221 amino acids)
Source: RefSeq, a predicted model, not a curated record